AUGAAGGACUAUUACUCGGUCUCCAUGCCGCGGUACGCCAGGAGGUGGAGAGCCGCGCGCACCGUGCACUUUCCCAACGACGUCCUCUUUCAGGACCACAUCAAGCAGGGGGACCUGGAGCAGGUGGGCAGGUUCAUCCGUACCAGGAAGGUCACUUUGGACACCAUCUACCCCUCCGGCAUGGCGGCGCUGCACGAGGCCGUGCUCACCGGGAACCUGGACUGCGUCAAGCUCCUGGUCAAGUACGGAGCCGACAUCCACCAGAGGGAUGAGAACGGCUGGACGCCCCUGCACAUGGCGUGCACAGCCUGGCAGUGCGUGGAGCGCGACCUGCGCAGCCAGAUGGGCUCGGAGCGCGGCCUGGUGGAGGAGUAUGUGGAGAAGAUGCCCAACCCCAGCCUCAAAGCAUUUAAACCCGUUGACUUGGGGGAUCUGAAGAGGAGGAACACACAGGAUGCCAAGAAGUCCUAAGGCAGGUCGUCCCUGUGGAUUCGGCUGGUCUCCUAUGGUCCUCGAGCAGAUUUAAUUUGAGAUUUUUUGUGU
Messenger RNA from Tinamus guttatus (white-throated tinamou), 543 nucleotides. NCBI's taxonomy places the organism in Eukaryota, Metazoa, Chordata, Aves, Tinamiformes, Tinamidae. The record is from RefSeq and is a predicted model, not a curated record.